AUGUUAGCUUCUUUGUUCACUUUCUUGACCCUGUUGAAUUUGGUCAUGGCCGCACCGGUCAAGAUGGAAAAGCGUUUUCAUCCUAUCUCCUUACCAUCUUUUUUGAAGAAUAUCACACUUCCUUCGUUUUUUUCAGACUUCACUUUACCUACUCAUUCGGUCAACUUCACUUUACCUACUCAUUCGGUCAACUUUACUUUACCUACCCAUUCGGUCAACUUUACUGUUCCGACUCACUCUAUCAAUUUCACCUUGCCGACUCAUUCUCACAACUUCACUCUCCCAACUCAUACGUACAACUUGACUACUCCCUCGCAUCAUUCCUUCGCACCCAACAAAACUUUGAUCGUCAUCCCCACUCCGUCCAAUGUCAACAUCUCCAUCGGUUGGGGAGUGAACGUAUCGGAUCAUCAUAACUUCACUCAUUCUCACUCUCAAAUCAUCCCUUCCGAAACACCGAAAAUCAAUAUCACCUUACCCACUCAUUCUCACCAUAACUUCUCUGUCAUCCCAUCUACCACGGUCACUGCCUCGGAUAAAGCCUCAUUCACUCAUUCGUCGCAUACUUAUUCUUACUCGACUCCGACUUUCUCAAGUCCGUCGUCGACCCAUCAUCACUCGACAAGUUUUGAGGCAGGUAGUUCGAGUUCCGAUGUCGUAUCGAGUACGUCGAGUGUGGUACCUAGUUCCAGUCCGGCGGUUGGGAGUGGUCAUCAUGGACAUUGA
Tremella mesenterica DSM 1558 is the source of this 726-nucleotide messenger RNA. RefSeq lists its product as uncharacterized. Lineage: Eukaryota; Fungi; Basidiomycota; Tremellomycetes; Tremellales; Tremellaceae. Bases 1 to 726 code for a protein of 241 amino acids. The record is from RefSeq and is a predicted model, not a curated record. The transcript has a single exon.